This is a messenger RNA of Papilio xuthus (Asian swallowtail), 5123 nucleotides long. RefSeq lists its product as uncharacterized. NCBI's taxonomy places the organism in Eukaryota, Metazoa, Arthropoda, Insecta, Lepidoptera, Papilionidae. The record is from RefSeq and is a predicted model, not a curated record. Bases 236 to 5113 code for a protein of 1625 amino acids. The transcript is spliced from 13 exons.
CAAACGGCGUAUGAACGGUGCAGAAUGUUUUGAUUUGAAUAGUUCCAUAAAAAACUCAAAAAAGCAACGAAACCCUUAAAAAAAUACGCAAUGGCCGGCGCAAUUUAUGUGGUGCUGUGCUGAGUCCGCGACAUGUGUGAUUACGCGCUAGUUUUGUGUCAAUAACAGUAUUAAUUUGUGAAUUCGUGUGUUAAAAUAUGGGAUAAUAUUUACUAGAUGUUGUUAUUAGUGGUUUAUGAUAGUAGGUUACUCGAUAGAUAUGUCUGCCGAUGAUAAAGACACGACAUGCCCUACCACGAGUGAAGAAACAUCUGAUAUUGUGAAAAAUAUAAACAAUAAAAAUUCCGAAGAAAAAUGUGAGAAGACGACUAAACCGCCACGAAAGGUCUCAUUUCCAAAGGAAGAACAAUUAGUGACUAAAUAUUUCGAACCUUUCAACCCUUGGGAAGAUGUUCCGUCGACGUCGAAGGCUCAACUGGCAGCGGAGUAUCUUGAAGCUUGUCGUGGUCAUGCCACGCCGCCCAUAGACUCCGUGUUGCAGCAGAUACGAGAGUUACCAGAGAAUGCGAUAGGAGGUGGGGCGCGUGCACCGCGGUUAACACUGUUGGAAUGCGUGUUGCGAGGCUGUGCCCCAGUCGAUGCGUUGGAAGCUUUGCUAAGGAAGGUUCAGUUCAGAAGAUUAGAGUUGGAUCAUGUGGAAAUUGAUGAUGAAGGAGCGGAGGCACUAUUUGAUAUGAUAGAAUACUACGAAAGUGCGACAGUGGUAUGUGUGAUGGGACCCCGUGAGUACGGUAUCAGAGGAUGGCAGGCAACUUCUAGAAUGAUAAAGAAGAGCGCGGAGUUAACAGAACUGGAGGUGACAGACGGUGGUUUAGAAGCAUCACACGCGACAGUUCUAGCGCGAUCACUCAGACCUGCGACAUGUCCGUUGAGGUCUUUGUGCUUGCAACGGACACAGUUGUCCGGUGAACCUUUGUUGUGUUUAGUGAUGGCUUUAAAGUCAAACAACUCAGUACGUGAACUCAGACUCGGUGAUAAUCGUCUGAGCGCUCAGGACGCGGCUCAGCUCGCAUCACUGCUUAGACUGAACACGCGGCUGCAGCUGUUAGAUCUAUCCAAUAAUCUGAUACAGGAUGCCGGUGUUGCUCAAAUAGCAGACGCGUUAGUAAAACAGUCUUCUUACACGCCUCCUUCUGCAGCAACUUCACCUCUCUCACCACAUCAUUGUCCAAGAUCAUCAUCAUCUCUAUGCGUGCUGAACGUGGGACGUAACGCACUGGGAUGUGAUGCUGUGCGUGUGCUGGCUGAGGGCGGGCUGGGCGCGCUGCUGUCCCUCGGUCUGCAGGCGGCACGACUAGGUCCAGACGCGGCGAGACCGCUCGCAGCCUUACUGGCUGCUGGUCAAUUACAGAGGCUGGAUUUACGUGACAACAAGUUGUGCAGUAGCAGCCUUCAAAUUAUAUUGAAUGCUAUGAAAGAUAACACCACCAUCACACAGAUAGAUCUUGAUGAUCCACCGGAGAGCAGCGUGUCCCGUUGCGAGGAAGCUGCGCUUGUGUUGAAUCUGAAUGGAGAGAUUCGCGCCGCGUGUCGCCGCAACGCGCCCGCACCUGAACGUCUGCAUCGCAAGAUCAGUCUCACGUGUCAUACUGCGUGCUUUGUCAGGAGUGGUGGUGUAGAAGAAGAGCGUCGUGCGAGUGGGCGACUUCGUUCUCCAGCGCCUUCGCCGGCGCCCUCGCCUGCAGGCAGCCCUGUACCUAACGCUGUGUCUAGAUUUUCUGUGACAAGGGUGACGCCCGACAGGGAUUCAUCAGACAGCUCCACCCCAUCGACCCCCACGAGACCGACGUACUGUCCUGCCCCGUCUAGAUUUAAAGUUGUUCAGGUCGUGGAACCACCUCAGAUCCAAAUACAUCCAGCGAGUCAAUCUAGAGGAGUUUCAAGGUUUUCUGUAACAAGAAACUACGAUAGUUCAUAUAAUCCCACCCCAUCGCCAAGUUCCACAGCAUCCCCGAGUCCUGAACCUUCCACGGCAACCCCAAGUCCAGAACCUCAUGCAUUGAUGAAGAUAAAUUCAGAACCAGCAAUAUAUAAAUCUGAUAUAAAUAGAAAAUUACCAGCGAAAUUUUCAAUGGAACCGUUAGUUGUAGGUAAAUUAACUAAUAUUAUAAAUAAAACUGAUAUAGAAUGGGGGGUAGACAGAAAUGUAGAUAUAAAUCAAACUAAUAAUCAACAGAUACCUGAUUGUGAUGGAUUUAAUAGAAUUGAAUCCGAUGAUUUUCAAAUAGAAAUAAAGAAAGAUGAAGGAACAAUAGCCACCAUUGAACCGUCAAUGACGGUAGAUCUCAAACACGAUACAUCGAAUAAUGAUGCUGAAUUUAUGACUGAUGAUAUAUCUAGUAUAAAAAUAUUAGAUCCAAAUGAAUCUGUAAUCAAUAGAGAUGUAAGUAAUGAUAAGAAACUUGAUGUUACAUCUCAUAGUGAGAUAAAUAAAGUAUUAAGUAACGAUUUAGUAAAGAUAACAGAUGUUGAAACAAUUAAAAAUAGCAUAGAAACGAGUGAUAAGAUAAUUGAAGAUGUUAAAGUGAAUUCUGAUGAUGAUAUUAAUAAAGAUAAAAAAGAUAUAGAAAAUCUAAAUAAAGAUAUAACGAAUCAUGUUAAAGUUAAAUAUGAUAGCAAACAGACAGAUGUACAAACUAAUGUACGUGAUGUGAUGUUGAAGAAAAAUAAAAGUGAAUCAAGUCUGGACAGUCCAGAUUUAGAAGUAUCCAGACUUAUGAAUAAAAGAGUGAGUGCUUUUUGUGAUAGCAGUUCAUCUUUAGAAGUAUCUGGCAGCUCGAUGGAAAGUUUGAAUGCAAUGGAUCAGACAUUAAUAGAGAGAGAUGUAAAAAAUAAUAUCGAAAAUAGUCUAGAAUCAAAUAUAACGACACCAGUUAAUAUUGGAUAUUUUAAUACGUCUUUAAGUUCAAACGAGAGUAUAUCACCGAUAAUAUUCGGCGGUAAAAAGAUUCAUGGAUCACUAUCCAGUUUGGAAGCGAGCAUAAGUUCAAUGGAUUCGAGACAUGAUCGCGUUAUGAUUACAUCAACGGAUUCAGGAAUUGAAUAUUCCAUUCAAAAUCCAUCUGGAAUUAAAGAUGAUGAAUCAAAUGAAGGAACUUUAACACAGAAUUCCAGUUUGAAAGAGAGCGUCAGAAAACCGGAGAUAUUCCAUGUUCACGAAACUCUGACAUCACCGAAAAGAACUUCGAGCCUUUUAGAUGUGCCAGCAUUGAAGAGUAAAGGAUUAGAUCGUAUGAGGAAAAUAUCCUGGGUGGCGCCGUCAUCCAGCUUUCAUAUACCAAGACCUGAGCCGGAGAAAAUUGAAAUCAAACUACCGUCACAUCUUGAGAAGCUGUUGAGCCUCUUCCAGCAUCCGAGUAGUAUUUUCUCCAGAAGUUCCUCGCAUAGUGAUGAUGAUAAGAAAUCAGCGUCAAAUACACCACCCAGGAAAGAUUCAUCUUUAACCAGCUCCUUCUGGUCCUGGGGAAGUUCAACUGAGAAGAAUGAUAAUGACAGUCUUUCUGAAGCGACAGAUUCUACUUUAUCUGAAAGAAUUCAAUUGACUUUUGUUGAUGAAUCAUUUUCAAAGAAACUCGACAGUAAAACACCUUCAACUGAUACGGAUAACACGUUAAGUGAAUUCCAAUCGUUUCCAAAUCAAUGUGAAAAUACUUUAGUUUUAGUUAACGAUACCACCGAUGAAUGUUUAGUACAAAAAAAUCUAGAUUUAAGUAUUAAAAAUGCAAAUUCAAAUGGAAAUAAACAUGAUUUUUGCGAUAAAGAUAUAAAUCCUAACGAUUUGAACGAAAAUUUAUACGAUGCUGAAUCAAAUGAGGAUAAAGAUAUGAAAAUAGAUAAAAUACAGAUAGAAACAAAGGAGAUUUUAAACGUUAAAUUAGAUGAUGUGAAACCGGAUGUAAUCAGACCUAGAUCAUUCGCUGCGGUGCUUAAACAAUCCGGUACGGAAAAUACAAUGGAAAAACCAAGUCCGGAUUCGGGGACGUCAGUUGAUAAAUUACCUAGUAAAAUUGUAAGAGGAAUCAAAGAGAAUAUCAGCCCUGAAAAUACAUUAACUUCAAGUAUGACGAAUAUUAAAGCAUUGGCUAUAGAAUUAACUGAGAAAGAGAAAAAAACAAUAUGGGAGACAAAUAAUGAAUUAGACGAGAUUAAGACUGAGUUAGCGCCAAUAGCUACUGUUGAAGAUUGUGAUGAAGUCACAGAUGUUCAUCUUGCGUAUAUAGAUGAUGACAGAUUAGAUGAUGAUACAGAUAUGAAAAAAUUAUCAGAAAAUGACACAAAAAUGACAAAUAUGGAAAUCGUAGAUGUUGGUAAAGAUGCACUGUCGUAUUUAAUAUAUGAAAAUCAAGAAUACGAACAUACAGACAUAAAGGAGGAUGUAAAACAAAGUUCUCUAGCACAGGAACUUAUUGAUGCUGAUAUCAAAGAGAAAUUAAUAGAUUUAUCACCUGAAUUAGUAAUAGACGAAGCUGUAGAGGCACCUGUGUUUAUGCAAACAGCGCUAAAAAGUUCGCCAGUGAUCCCUGAGAGGGCUAAAAUAAAGAGAUCUAACUCAUUGGAAAAUCUAUCGCAAAGAUUAGCAGAAAUAGAUAAAGAUGUAACUAAAGCUAAGACAAUAGCGUUUAAAGUGCCAGAGACAAAACCGCGUGAUAUACCAGAUAGGCGAUUGAAAUUUCGCACCAGAACCGGUUCAAGUCCUAAAUCUUUACCUGAAAGUUUAAAUAAACCUUGCCCUUUGAGUAAAAUGGAUUCAGGUGUUGUUAAAAAAAAGAAAAAGACCUCAUGCUUAGGAAGAAUGGCUAGAGAUUCCUUGUUGGCCUUAAAUAUGUCCGAAGAAGAAACGGCCGAAUUCAGAUCGUAUAAAUUGACUUCGGUUGAAAGUUUGAAAUCCUUAGAGUCGGUUUCUGAAGACGCUAAUUCACAAAGCGGUACAUCAGUCGACUCCAGAUGUAAAUCAUGUUUGAGGACAUCUCAAGAAAGUUUGAUGUCUUUGGAUUCUAUUAAUGAGGAUUGUCGUUGUUACGAAAAUGAGAAAAAGGGGCAAACGAACAGAUAAAGUUAUAAAA